AUGUCAAUGGCUGCUCGUCUUCGAUACUUUAUUAAUAGUCCGACGGGACCGAAGACUACGCAUUUUUGGGGUCCUGUUGCCAAUUGGGGCUUUGUGCUUGCUGCGAUGGCGGACAUGAAGAAACCCGCCGAUGUAAUUUCAAUCAAUAUGACGUCAGCUCUAUCGAUCUACAGUCUGAUCUUUAUGCGGUUUGCAUGGAUGGUCAAGCCUCGUAACUACCUGCUUCUUGCUUGUCAUGCCUCGAAUGAAACGGCCCAGCUCUACCAACUACAGCGUGGCUUGCGCUUUCGUGCGAGCAAAAAGGCUGCGGAGAAACAAAUGUAA
Peronospora belbahrii is the source of this 324-nucleotide messenger RNA. The record is from the annotation of a GenBank genome assembly. NCBI's taxonomy places the organism in Eukaryota, Oomycota, Peronosporomycetes, Peronosporales, Peronosporaceae.